Messenger RNA from Dacryopinax primogenitus, 387 nucleotides. RefSeq lists its product as uncharacterized. The coding region runs from base 1 to 387 and encodes 128 amino acids. The transcript has a single exon. The record is from RefSeq and is a predicted model, not a curated record. Lineage: Eukaryota; Fungi; Basidiomycota; Dacrymycetes; Dacrymycetales; Dacrymycetaceae.
AUGCUCGUUCACCUGGGCGUGAUCUCGCUUUCUGAGGCGAGGGACGCAAGGUUGAGAACUGCUUUCGGAGAGAUCGACUCGGCGACACUGCUGGAAUUGCCUGCAUCGGACGACCGAGGGAGGGCGGAAGAGGAGUCUUCCCUUGCGCCGAAGCCAGGACCAACCCUUACUCCCUCCCAAGUCGCAAGCCUCCGUGCAGCCAGCAUCACAGCACUCGAUGCCUUCGCUUCCCGUGCACAUGUGCUCAAGCUGGACCUGAACGGAGCUGGAAGCGGCGGAGCCACGGCUGUGGGUCUAGAUGGAUGGCUUUGGAGCGCGGCCAAGAAAAGGGAAGACUGGCGGGCGUGUGAGAGGUUUGUAGAACGCGAACCGGAGGUGUUCUUUUGA